Messenger RNA from Guillardia theta CCMP2712, 2241 nucleotides. RefSeq lists its product as hypothetical. The transcript has a single exon. Bases 1 to 2241 code for a protein of 746 amino acids. Gene Ontology annotation, cellular component: plasma membrane. NCBI's taxonomy places the organism in Eukaryota, Cryptophyceae, Pyrenomonadales, Geminigeraceae. The record is from RefSeq and is a predicted model, not a curated record. Gene Ontology annotation, molecular function: volume-sensitive chloride channel activity; intracellularly calcium-gated chloride channel activity.
AUGAGUGUUGGGUCUCUCAGUGUUCUUUCCGACGGCUUUUCCAGCGCGUUAGCACAACCAUUGAAGAAAUCAUUACCAACACAAUCGUUCUAUGCGCCAGGAUAUACCGGAAGCCCUCGAAAGUUCCUCAACACUUUGAUCUAUCACUCUUCAGAGCUGUCUUCAUGUUCAAUACAAGCAAAGCGAGAUGGCACCGCCUGCUCGUACAUGGCUUUUCUUCUGCUGAUGGUCAUGAUUGGAGGACUUGUCCCUGUUAUCACUACCAUCUAUUGUUGCGGGUUCUGUAUUGGAAGGUUCGGAGGCGAAAGAAUGAAAUGCUGCGGAUCUGCAUGCAAACAACCGAAUUGCGGAGGAACGAAACCUUCUACCGAGUAUGGAAAGAAGGAGACAAGAUGCUGUGUCUUUGCUGUAUUCUUCUUGUUUCUCGUGAUUUUAACCACGGCUCUUCUGGGAUUCCUAAGCACUUACCAGAUGAGCGCAGACGUUCAAUCCGUUAUUGAUGCCAUUGACAGCAGUCUGUCACUUCCAACCUCGCUUUCGGGUCAGAUCAAUGCUUCUGUUGUCAACAUCAGUUUCAGCCUUGGAGGCAGAGUUGAAGCCGUAAACCAGCAGCUGGUUUUCUCCAAGCCUCUUUUGUCUUCCAAACAAAGCUUAAAGUCGUCGCUGACGCAACUCAAGAACAACUUCUCUUCCAUUCGAUCUUACGUGGAGCACUCGGGACAAUGUUCACUCACGUUCAAUUCAAGUUCAGUCACGUAUGACAAGACGAGAAUGACUUUCGUGUCAUCAGACUCAAAGAUAGUGAUGCCGUUAAGCAAUAUCACCUGUUGCACGUACCAAAGUCAGCACGAUUGCCUCUUGCUCACAAGCACACAAGAUUGCACAUAUGGCAACUAUACCACAAAGUGUCCAUGUUGUUGCACAUGUCUCGUGCAAGACUAUAAGAUCGAAGCUGCAAUCUCUCGAUUGCCCACCGACACUUUCAUAGAAGCAUUGGAUAGCGGGAGCACUAUAGACAGCAGGCAGCUCAACGGCUCAAUCAUGAAUUUCACAACUUUUGUCUCGGGUGCGCUGGAUCAAUAUUCUCAAUAUUUCGACUUGAUAGACUCGUCUCUCAGACCCGUCAAGGGUACUCUAGGGAAUCAAGCUGGAGUGAUUGCUGGUUCAGUCUCAAUCUGGGCUUUCACAACGAUAGCGGCAGCGCUGGCAGUCUGUGGCUUCUUGUUGUCAAGGUCAAGCUUGUGGUGGACAGCAUACACGUGUGGAUGGAUCAGCAACUUUGUCUUCUUCGUCCUGUUUGGAGUCAGCUCUCUCAUCGUCAUGCCCUUCGGUGACAUCUGCCAGGGGUUGCCGUUGACCACUCAAGAUCCCGUCCCUUGGCUGGUGACCUUCACGCAAGACUUGAACCCAACAGAGAUCAACCCCGUCCUCCUGCGGCUGAACCAAGAUUGUCUCGUGCGAUCAAACCCUAACGGCCAGCUGUGGGAGGUGGUGGGAUACGGCAGGGAGAAGAUGUAUGCUGCCUUCUCGGGCUACAACUUCACCGGCAGGCUCAAGGACGACUUGAGUCAGCUCAGGUCCAGCUCGAGCCGCGACUACUCCCUGCAUACAGGUGACACCGAGUCCCGCAUCGCCGAGCAUGGGAUGCCGGAGGGCUACAUGUCGGGGCUCAGCAGCAGCUCAGCUUAUGGGACCUACGCUGAGACACUCUCUCAACAGUGGAACGAGACGCUAGCGUCGAUGAAGAGCUUUCAACGAUCUCAGGAGGCCUGGGAGCAGCAGGUGCAGGAAGCGCAGACGAAGCUCAAGGGUGCGAGCAGCUCCUUGCAGCUGCUGAUCGGUUUCGUCGUAGACUCCUUGUCUGCAAGUGGCAAUUGCACGAUGAUGAACAAGGCGUACAUGGAUGUACGAGAGCCGAUUUGCGACAGGCUGUCCAAGUCGCUCGACUCCAUGUGGGUGCUCUUCUUCAUCAUCGCGCUCGAGUGGUACCCGAUGUUCAUCAUCAUCUGCCGGGGUGUGAAGCACUCGCAACAGCGACGAGGCGUGAGCAAAGUCGAUCCGAGCACGCAGUUCAUUCCAUCGGACAUCACAGGGGUAAAGGAAGAAACUAGCAAAGGAGACGAAGACGGGACCAAAGAGUCUCUGCAGGUAGUGACUGAAGAAGCCCCUCGCAAGAAGAAGAAGAAGAAAUCGAAAGAAGAUGGCGACGAGGCGAUGGCACGCAAGAGAGCCGCCAAGUGA